AUGGCAACAAAUGAAACACCACGUUUUGUUUCUGGGAUAGAAUUAGCUGGUGCAGGUGGAUAUGAUCAACUUCGAGUGAAACAAUAUCCAUAUCGAACACCAGAUGCAAAUGAAAUAGUAAUGCGUAUUAAAUUUUCUGGUCUAAAUUUCGCUGAUUUAAUGAGACGACAAGGACUCUAUUCACCGGUACCUAAAUUUCCUUAUGUUCCUGGUUUUGAAGCAUCAGGUAUUAUCGAAGCAGUUGGUUCAAAUGUUUCACAUUUAUCUGUUGGUGAUCGAGCUAUUGCAUUUGCUAGUGAUGGUAUGUGGGCUGAUAUUGUAACACUUUCAAGUCAUCAAUGUUUUAAAAUGCCUGAUACAAUGUCAUUCGAAGAAGGAGCUGCUUUACUUGUUAAUUAUAUAACUGCUUAUCAAAUUUUAUUUGAAUUUGGAAAUUUACGACCAAAUAAAAGUGUACUUGUACACAUGGCAGCAGGUGGUGUUGGUAUUGCAGCUAUUCAAUUAUGUAAAACAGUUAAUAAUGUAACUGUUUUCGGAACAGCUUCAGCAGCAAAACAUAGUAUUAUUGAAGAUAUGGGUUGUACACAUCCUAUUGACUAUCGUACACAAGAUUAUGUCAGUGAAAUUCGCAAGAUUUCACCGCAAGGUGUUGAUAUUAUUAUGGAUCCAUUGAAUGGAGAAGAUAGUGUUCGUGGUUUUGAUUUACUUAAACCAUUAGGUAGAAUUAUUUAUUUUGGUGCAGCAAACGUUGCUGCUAGCGGUGAAAAUCGUUCAUAUUUUACAGCAUUUAAAACAUGGUUAAAAUGUUUCGCAACAAACUCUAUGUCAAUUUUAUCAACUAAUAAGAGUAUAGCCGGUUAUCAUUUAGGAUAUUUAUUAAAAGAUCUUGAUAGUACAAAAGGCUCAGCAUUUGAAACUGUCAAUGAAUUAUUUCGAUUAUAUGAUGAAGGUGCUAUUAAACCACAAAUAGAUAAUAUUUAUCCAUAUUCAAAAGUUGGUGAAGCUAUGCAACGUAUGCAUAAUCGACAAAAUAUUGGAAAAGUCUUAUUACGACCUGAUGAUGAUAUUAAGAAAACCAGUGAAAAAGAAUAA
Adineta steineri is the source of this 1092-nucleotide messenger RNA. NCBI's taxonomy places the organism in Eukaryota, Metazoa, Rotifera, Eurotatoria, Adinetida, Adinetidae. The record is from the annotation of a GenBank genome assembly.